Molecule: messenger RNA, 1095 nt
Organism: Cricetulus griseus (Chinese hamster)
Lineage: Eukaryota; Metazoa; Chordata; Mammalia; Rodentia; Cricetidae
Source: RefSeq, a predicted model, not a curated record
AUGGCCAGGCAGGAUUUUCAGGGCAGAGAGGAUGCUGGAAAGAAGAAGGAUGGAGUUGCAAGGAGAAAUCAGUCAGACACAGAGAACACUAUUGGAGAUUUCCUAAGUAAGGAUUCCAAUAUCUCAACCAGGGAGACUCCCAUCACAGCACCAAAUGGAAGCAUCUACAGUGAUUCUUCAUAUUGUGGCAUUAUGGCCAAAGUCAUGUUUUUUAUUUGCUUCAUCUUUGCCCUAGUUGGGAUGGCAGCAAAUGCCAUGGUCCUGUGGUUGCUGGGCUUCCGCUUGCACAGGAAUGCCUUCUCUGUCUAUAUCCUCAACCUGGCUAUGGCUGACUUCCUCUUCCUGUGCUUUCAGUUUAUAUUUUACCUUCUUAUUCUCAUUAACAUCUUCUACUACACUAUUUCCAUCCACAUCCUUUUGUUUUUUACUGUUGUGUCAAUAUUUGCUUAUUUUUGUGGGCUGAGCAUUCUCAGUGCCAUUAGCAUUGAACGCUGCCUGUCUGUCAUGUGGCCCAUCUGGUAUCGCUGCCAACGCCCAAGGCACACAUCAGCUGUCACAUGUGCCUUGCUUUGGGCUCUGUCUCUGCUGUUGACUUUCCUGGAUUCGAAGGCAUGUGGCUUACUCGUUAGUAGUUCUGACAUGUUUUGGUGUCAGACAUUUGAUUUCAUCAUGAUUUCAUGGUCAGUUGCUUUAUUUGUGGCUCUCUGUGGGUCCAGCCUCACUCUGCUGGUCAGGAUUGUCUGUGGCUCACAGAGGAUUCCUGUGACCAGGCUGUAUGUGAUCAUUGUACUCACAGUGCUAUUCUUCCUGAUCUUUGGUCUUCCCUUGGGGAUCUGCUCUGUCCUCUACAAAUGGAUUUGGAAUUUAUAUAAUCUUAAAAUUUGUGAUUUUUAUUAUGUGACACUAUUCCUAUCCUGUGUUAACAGCUGCGCCAAUCCCAUCAUUUACUUCUUCGUUGGCUCCAUCAGGCACCACAGGUUUCAGCAGAAGAGUCUGAAGCUGUUUCUGCAGAGAGCCCUGCAGGACACUCCUGAGGAGGAGGCAGAUGGAGAGAGGGUUUCUUCAGGAGAGCCUGAAGAACUGGACACAGUCUAG